This is a messenger RNA of Penicilliopsis zonata CBS 506.65, 1506 nucleotides long. RefSeq lists its product as hypothetical. The transcript is spliced from 4 exons. The coding region runs from base 341 to 1441 and encodes 366 amino acids. Gene Ontology annotation, biological process: arsenite transport; antimonite transmembrane transport. Gene Ontology annotation, molecular function: antiporter activity; arsenite transmembrane transporter activity; antimonite transmembrane transporter activity. Gene Ontology annotation, cellular component: plasma membrane. The record is from RefSeq and is a predicted model, not a curated record. Lineage: Eukaryota; Fungi; Ascomycota; Eurotiomycetes; Eurotiales; Aspergillaceae.
CUACGUACAGACAGCUGGAGUAGGUACUGCCCAGCGCUAAAUGGUAUUGACUAUUUUGUACGGGGUAGAACAGGACAAGAAUAACAGUUAUCCAUGAUAUAGAGUAUUUCUAGAAGCUAUACAUAAUAUUAUUCCUGUUGUGCAAGUACCAUACUUAAAGGCCUCCUAAGUCAAGGUACCAAGUAUGAGAGAAUGUCAUCUGUACGGAUUGAUUGGUCCAUUCGUUGCCGCUCCAUCACUCAGGAAAGUAUCUUGGAGAUACCCACGGAGUAUUCUCUGACCCAAAUGCAUUGUUUAUAUUCAUUUAAUUGCACUCUACAUCAAGUACAUCACUCGUGUCAUGUCGAACCCGGAUCUCGAAACGUGCAAGGCACAACACCCCAAUGAGAAUGACGGCACGCACGCAUCUGCCUUCCAGCAGCUCGGGCUCUUGGACCGGUUCCUGGCCGUAUGGAUUUUCCUCGCCAUGGCGGUUGGAAUCAUCUUGGGGAACUUCGUGCCCCAGACGAGCGCCGCGUUGCAGAGGGGGAAGUUAAUCGGCGUGUCCAUUCCGAUAGCUAUCGGUCUCUUGGUAAUGAUGUACCCGAUUCUCUGCAAGGUUCGGUUUGAGACUUUGCAUCGGUCAUUCCGCGAGAAAAGGCUAUGGGUGCAGAUCGUGUUUAGUCUCUUCAUGAACUGGAUCGUGGCGCCCUUCUUCAUGUGUGCGCUCGCAUUUGCCUUUUUACCCGACGAAAGAGGAUUACGAGAAGGCCUCCUCCUCGUAGGGAUUGCUCGGUGCAUUGCAAUGGUGCUCAUCUGGACAGCUUUAGCCGGAGGAGACGGUGAAUACUGUGCGAUUCUCGUCGCGAUCAAUUCGAUACUGCAGAUGGUCCUGUUCGCGCCGUUUAUGAUUCUCUUCAUCCGAGAAAUAGAUGGUUCAGAGGACGCGGGCAUCCACAUCAGCUACUCGCUGGCCGCAAAGAGCGUCGGUGUCUUCCUUGGGAUCCCGUUAGGUGCAGCGGUCGUCACUCGCCUCAGCCUACGAGCGUCGGUCGGCUCCGAAUGGUAUCAGAAGAAGUUCUUGCCCUUCAUCAGUCCGCUAUCGCUGAUCGGACUCCUGUUCACGAUCCUGGUGCUAUUCGCCUCGCAGGGACGACAUGUCGUCCAGCAGAUUGUAUCUGUCAUCCGGGUGGCUGCCCCCCUCGUUGUCUACUUCGCAGUGGUCUUCCUUCUCACGAUUCUGGUGGCCCGUCGACUGGGAUUUGGGUAUGAGCUCGCCUGCACGCAGGGCUUUACUGCUGCGAGCAACAAUUUCGAGCUGGCGAUCGCGGUGGCGAUCGCUACAUUCGGUGUGGAAAGUGAUCAAGCCCUGGCAGCAACAGUCGGUCCGUUAGUCGAGGUACCAGUCCUGUUGGCCUUGGUAUAUGUGGUCAGAUGGUUUGUUAAGAGGCGACAAUGGUAGUCCGGAAGUUUUCAAGAUGGGAUGGCGCAAAAAACCGAGUCCGGGGGGGGGGGGAUCCGAUCUGG